AUGCAGUUCUCCAAGGUUCUCCUCGUUCUCUUCCCGGUUGCCGUUCUGGCAGCACCGUUCCAGACCUUCAAGAUCCCGACACUGGAUCCCAACACCGUUGCGCCCGAGGUCCCGGCCAUCGACCGACGGAUACCCCCUUUCACAUAUGUGCACAUCCGGUCUAGGCCGCUGACUGCUCCGGGAGAGUGUCCCAGUGCUCACGGAAGAUACCACUCGGGACCCAGAGCUCGCCAGCCGCACAUUCUUCACUCGACACCGUCCAGGUGA
Colletotrichum navitas is the source of this 267-nucleotide messenger RNA. RefSeq lists its product as uncharacterized. The record is from RefSeq and is a predicted model, not a curated record. NCBI's taxonomy places the organism in Eukaryota, Fungi, Ascomycota, Sordariomycetes, Glomerellales, Glomerellaceae. Bases 1 to 267 code for a protein of 88 amino acids. The transcript has 2 exons.